AAAAAAAAAAAAAAAAGAGCAAAAACUAUGAAAUCCGCAUUUCGCACCGGAUGCUUGACGAUUUCUCGUUCCUUAAACCCUAAUCCUCCGUCGCUCUCCGCCCUGCACGGCCUCCGCUCCGCCGCCGUCGCUCCUUCGCCGCGCUCUCUCCGGGCGCCGCCGUUCCGCGCCCCCUCGCCGGCGACGCGCUGCUGCUGCUCCUCCUCCUCCUCCUCCGCGAUGUCCGGCGGCGAGGCUCCCGCUCUCCCUCUGGAGAAGCAGUUCGAGGACUUCCGCGCCCAGCUGGAGGACUCCGUGGUCUUGCGCGAGCGCAUUAGGGCGGUGGUCUUGGAGAUCGAGUCCACCGCCAGGCUCAUGUACUCGAGCUUGCUCCUGGUUUACCUGUCUCGGCCGCUUCCUGAGGUUCUGGACAAAUCUAAGGCUCACAUUGGCACCCUGAAGGAUAACUACAGUCGGCUAGCUGAUAUUUUAAGUGAAUGCCCUGAUCAGUAUUAUAGGUAUCAUGGUGAUUGGAGAAGUGAAACACAGACUGCAGUUUCCCUUCUCGCUUUCACGCACUAUUUGGAGACUGGAAAUCUGCUGCUUCACAAUGAGGCUGGGGAAAGACUUGGAUUGAACAAUUCCCAGUUUGGCCUUGACCUUGAAGACUAUCUUGUUGGAGUUUUAUUCAUGUCUAAUGAGUUGCCAAGGUAUGUGGUGAACCAAGUGACAGCUGGGGACUAUGACUGCCCAAGAAAGGUCUUGAAGUUCUUAACGGAACUUAAUGCAGCUUUUCGUAUGCUUAAUUUGAGGAAUGAUUUCUUGCGCAAGAAAUUUGACGGGUUGAAGUAUGAUCUCCGAAGAGUUGAAGAAGUUUAUUAUGAUGUGAAAAUCCGAGGAUUGGCAUCUGAUGAGGACUCAACAGGUGACCAGAGGUCCAAGGAGAAUAAUGACUCAGAAGUUGUACAUUGACCUCCAUUCCAAUUGUUAACGUGUAUCAGUAGGUUCUUCUAUGAGAUGAUGUAGGCCCUCGAGUUGACACUUAAUGUAGGCAAGGGGCAGGCGGGGACUUGCUGUUUUUACCUUUUUCCAUCUUCCAUUGUAGAUUUCAGCAGAAGAGGAGCAUUGGCUUAGCAUCUUGUCUGAAUUCCCCUUGCACUGUUUAAGGAGUCUUUUCCCUGUUCGGGGAUGGAAAACUUUGUUUGGAUCUGUAUCCCUGGGAGUUUUUACUAAUAUAUGCCUGAGCUCUUCCACAAG
Eucalyptus grandis is the source of this 1236-nucleotide messenger RNA. Its product is annotated as translin. The record is from RefSeq and is a predicted model, not a curated record. Gene Ontology annotation, cellular component: nucleus; cytoplasm. The transcript is spliced from 7 exons. Gene Ontology annotation, biological process: RNA metabolic process. Gene Ontology annotation, molecular function: single-stranded DNA binding; sequence-specific DNA binding; RNA binding. Bases 28 to 951 code for a protein of 307 amino acids. NCBI's taxonomy places the organism in Eukaryota, Viridiplantae, Streptophyta, Magnoliopsida, Myrtales, Myrtaceae.